AUGGAGAUGAAAAGAAUGAUUGUAUUUACGGUGAUGAUGCUUACGAUCGGAAAUCUUUUAGUUGAAUCGGAAGUUAUAAACAGACGUUGGGGAGAUUGUUUCAAGAUUUGUUAUAACGUGUGUAUCAGUAGUGCAAUACGAGAUAAACUCGGAUGUUUCGCUAGAUGUGAAGCACAAUGUGGGCCACCAAAUGAAAUCAAUUGUGCUAAUCAUCCCUGUGUUUCUGCUCAAGAUCCGACAGAAAAAGAGAUCGAUGUGAAGAAGACAAAAGACUUUGUGAAUUAA
Molecule: messenger RNA, 285 nt
Organism: Eruca vesicaria subsp. sativa (arugula)
Lineage: Eukaryota; Viridiplantae; Streptophyta; Magnoliopsida; Brassicales; Brassicaceae
Source: the annotation of a GenBank genome assembly